UCGUGAAGUUAAGACCGACCGACUACGCUCUGCCAGAAAAGCAACUGGAAAAAGAAAAGAGCUUUUUUGAAAUGUUAUCAAUUUCUAUGAUAAACAUUUAUUUUUAUAAUACUUUUAAAUUUUACGUCCAUGGUGGCUGUCGGGUUUAAUACAAAAACGGGGAAAUAUCUCCCAGAUCGGAUUGAGUACUUACGAAAAACACGUCAACGCCACAGUUGGCCUCUGGAAGUUCUUGCUAAGACAGAAGCAAGGCCACACUCGGCGCCUUACAUUGUGUCCAUUCAGAUUCAAACGGAGGAAGGACAAUCUCUACACUAUUGUGCUGGAUCAAUAAUCAACGAAAAUUGGAUAUUGACAGCAGCCCAUUGCUUGGAUUCGAAGGAAGUUGUCGAAAAUUCUAUUUUGGUAGCUGGUUGCCAUGAUAUUCAUUCUACAAGGGAUGAUGAUAGUGUGCAACGGCGAACCAUCGAGUUUUUCAUCAAGCACGAGCUGUUCCUAGGAGGUGUUAAUCCCUAUGACAUCGCUCUCAUUUACACGAGAACACCUUUCAAAUUUUCGGAAUAUGUUCAACCAGUAGAACUGCCCAAGCAGGGUGACCUGGCGCAUGGAGCAGCAACCCUUUAUGGAUGGGGAAAUAUCUCAACGACUUGUAUACCUUUGUUUCCGAGUCUAUUGCAGGCCACUGACAUGCCGAUUCUAGACAUGGAACUGUGUGAAGGAGUUCUUGGUGACGUCGGAAUGUGUUUGCAUGAGACAAACUUGUGUACAGGCCCACUUGAUGGAGGUAACAGCAUAUGCACUGCCGAUUCGGGAGGCCCUUUAGUCCAACGAAGUGUCUACUUUGGAAGAACGACGAUAGUUGGAAUUGUGUCGUGGGGCAAGAUGCCUUGUGGUCAAGUCAAUGCACCGUCCGUCUUCGUAAAGGUUGCGUCAUUUAUCGAUUGGAUCCAAAAUACAAUAAAGACUGCUGAGCAGAGUUUUAAAUGCCAACAAUUCUCGAAAGAUAUACAAAUUUAAAAAAUAUUUUAAAUAGUUUCAUGAUCUCAAAUUGUCAUUAGAACAACUUAGUAUAAAUCAUUAAUUAAUCUUAAGUCUUAUAUAUAUAAAUACAAAAGUCCAAAU
Molecule: messenger RNA, 1122 nt
Organism: Eupeodes corollae
Lineage: Eukaryota; Metazoa; Arthropoda; Insecta; Diptera; Syrphidae
Product: lectizyme
Exons: 1
Coding region: 130-1017 (295 amino acids)
Biological process (GO): proteolysis
Molecular function (GO): serine-type endopeptidase activity
Source: RefSeq, a predicted model, not a curated record